GUACUUACCCCGAGAGUGCGAUAUUAGUCUAGCUGCCGACAGAUAUCUAUAAUCUCCAUAAGACAUGCCGUCACGAAAUUAUGGAUCUGGAGGAGAUCUCCGUCAGUGCUUUUGCCACUGCACUGGCAAUGGCAACAUUACAAAGCCUCGUUGAUAUUACUCAGAGAAGACGUAGUCUUGUCACCUCGUCGAAGGAGUCUUUAUCUAAUUGUCAAAAAGUCACCGACAAGUGUCCUCGGCUUCCUUUCCUAUGACACGACCCUGACUUAAAUCUCUCCAAGCGGGAUCUGGCAAGCUUGUCGCUAAUGUUGGCAAGCCAUGGAUAUCACCCUGUUGAAGGCAGUGGCAGGGCGGCUGAGAGGAGUCGUAACCCAAUCCCCACACAUCCCAACGCAAUGACUUCUACAGGUCAGCCACCGAAAAUCUUCUCCAUACCAAGGCUUUGCUUUGCUGCACUCCACACUCCCUCCACAUGAACGUAUUUCCUCCUCACUCCACCUAGUCCACUCUCGACAAGCCUUUCGCCUUGACUUCAAAUAGGGUUAUUCUCUCCCCUUAUUUUCUCAAUACAAAUCUCGUCAUCUGACGACUUUCAUUACUUCAACUUGAACUGCACGAUGGCGACAACAAACCCACCCGCUGCAGACAGCAAGACCACAGAUGACGACGUUAAACUGUCAGCACAGCAUCUCGAACGUGUGGAAACUGUUCAUACAACCCAACCCGAUGUUUCUGACCUCAGCAUUUGGCAGACGAUCAAACAAAAUCCGUUCAUCGUGUUAUGUUGUAUCUAUGCUAAUAUGGGGGCACUGAUGUAUGGAUUCGAUAAUAUUGCACUUUCACUUUGUUUGAACAUGGUGCCAUUCCAAGCACAGUUCGGUGAACAGGUAUCUCCUGGUACAUAUAUAAUACCUGCUUAUUGGCAAUCGUUGUGGAAUGCCAUGGCACAAGUAUGCACAGGUUUUGGUGCUUGGGGAGCUGGACCUAUCUCAGAUCGUUUCGGUCGUCGCAUUUCUUUCUGUGUAUCUGGACUCAUAUCGAUUGCCGGAACUGCUGUCAUAUACACGGCCACAACCCCCGGGGCCUUUCUGGGAGGCAAAAUGAUUAAUGCUAUUGGGCUUGGCAUGGCUUUGACUACUGGUCAAAUCUAUGUCUCAGAGAUCACUCCUCUGAGGAUUCGUGGAGUAGCAUUGUCAGCGUAUGCAUUUAGCAUGAACUUAGGAUAUCUCAUUGCGGCAUCGGUUGCUUUCGAUCGUGUAACAAUCAUGGAUCAAUCCUCAUACAAAGUUCUCUUCGCCUCAAAUUGGGUUUGGCCGCUAGUCAUCGUUUUAUUCUGUUUCGUUAUUCCUGAAUCGCCCUACUAUCUUGUCCGAAAAGGCAAUUUAUCAUCUGCCACCAAGGGCCUUUCAAAACUUUACAACAAGUCUAUCUCAGUUGAGCCCAUUCUCGCUAGCAUGGUCCGAAUUACUCGGGAAGAAGAGAACCAAGCCAACGCGAGUAGCGAGACUUCUUACAUGGACCUUUUCAAAGGCACAAAUUGGCGCAGGACAAGAAUCAUUCUUUACACAAACGGUCUCAAUCAAAUGAUUGGUGCUACUUUCAUCUCUAAUGCUCCAUACUUUAUGAUUACAGCCGGUCUCUCGUCAUCGCAAGCUUCAAUGAUGAUUGAGUUGGGUAUUGGAUUUGCGCUGAUUAGUAGUUUCUUCACAUUUUGGUUCAUGACUUUCGUUGGAAGAAGAAAAAUGAUAUUAUCUGGUAUUUCCCUUGCUGUUGUCCUCUUCUUGAUCAUGGGUAUCGCAGCAAGUGUUUCUUCAUCGAAAGCAUCCUUAUGGUGCGUGGGUGUAACGCUCCAAUUAGUUUGGUUCACCAUUGGCCCCUCUAUCGGCCCUUCUAUCUCCCUUGCCGGAGAAAUCUCCUCUCUUCGUCUACGAGCUAAAUCACAAUCUCUCGGUUUCUUCUUCAACUAUUCUUAUUCUACCGUCUGGAACGUAGCUGUACCAUACAUGUUCAAUGCCACUGAAGGAAAUCUAGGUGGAAAAAUGGGAUGGAUCUUUUUGGCAACAUCUUGUAUUGCGUGGUUUGUUGUGUGGGCAGAGAUACCAGAGACGAAAGACAGAACAUAUGGAGAGUUAGAUGAGAUGUUCAAUGAAAGAGUGCCAGCGAGGAAGUUCAAGGCGUACAGAACGGAGAGAAGAGUGGCAGAUGCAAAGGUUGAAGAUGAGAAUCCCGGGGUUUGAGAUUGCUGGGUUCAAGAUAUGAUGAUUAUGAUUUCCUUUGUUGAUUUCUAGGUAUACGGCACAGUUAAAAUUAAUAAAAUAUAAGAAAAAAACUUUAAACA
Messenger RNA from Botrytis cinerea B05.10, 2338 nucleotides. RefSeq lists its product as hypothetical. NCBI's taxonomy places the organism in Eukaryota, Fungi, Ascomycota, Leotiomycetes, Helotiales, Sclerotiniaceae. Gene Ontology annotation, cellular component: membrane. Bases 618 to 2237 code for a protein of 539 amino acids. Gene Ontology annotation, biological process: carbohydrate transport; transmembrane transport. Gene Ontology annotation, molecular function: carbohydrate:proton symporter activity. The record is from RefSeq and is a predicted model, not a curated record. The transcript has 4 exons.